Molecule: messenger RNA, 712 nt
Organism: Amoebophrya sp. A120
Lineage: Eukaryota; Dinophyceae; Syndiniales; Amoebophryaceae
Source: the annotation of a GenBank genome assembly
CGGUAAUAAUUCUCUUUUCACCGACCAUGUAGUCCAGUUACACCAGUUGGUUCCGCCAAAAAGUUGGUGGAAUUUGCCCGCUAGAGAUCAAAACCUGGACAACCCCCAAAUCUUCGGCGCGUGGCUGUUCCGGCCGCAGCAGCACGCCAUUAUUCGCCAGGGCGAGCUGUUUUGGCUGAACGCGAUGGAGAAUCCGUACGAAGAUAGAAACGCGGACCAGGUCACGAACGCGCAUCUCUCAGUCGGGUUGGUGUACGGAAUUUUGGCGGAGAACACUCUGGGGAUUGCGAAACUGGACGAGAAUAUAAGUCGGCGCGGCGAGACGGGUAGCGGGGAAGGAAAGUUUGACUUCUACACAAACCUCCUCCAGCAAAUCCCGCUGGAAUCUACCACAAAGGUCCGCCUGCUCCCCGACCCCUUUAUGACCACCGGGCCGCUUUUCAGUGGUACUUCUAGCGGUAGAACUUCUGUGGCGGGAGGUACUAUGCAACAGAAUUCGGGGUCCCUUUUCACUGUGAAAGAUACUGUGACGACGGCCUCGAAAACGGCUGCGAAUAAAGCGCCGACGUCCACUGGGUCAUCCGUAACAAACCUCCCGAGAAACAAACAAGUAGAUCCGCCCCACAAGCUGCAGAUUUUGGAAAUUCACUUUUACCACUACCCGGACAUUCACAUGCCCUUCGAGAAACGACCUGGGGACACCUCGGACCCG